This is a messenger RNA of Corticium candelabrum, 749 nucleotides long. RefSeq lists its product as uncharacterized. NCBI's taxonomy places the organism in Eukaryota, Metazoa, Porifera, Homoscleromorpha, Homosclerophorida, Plakinidae. The coding region runs from base 1 to 648 and encodes 215 amino acids. The record is from RefSeq and is a predicted model, not a curated record. The transcript is spliced from 4 exons.
AUGGUGAUGAAGCUGUGGGUUGAGCUUAGAUCAUGGAAAUCAUAUGAAUCUUGUUCUGCUGUUGAACAUAAGAUCAACUCUAUUCAGUUUGUGCAGAGAGUCAAUUCUCUUCCACCUGUAAAGGUUUAUUGUGAUUAUUCUGUGAUCUCUAGUGGGUGUGCACUUGUGUGGAAACACUCAUAUUUUCAAGUUGGAAAUCCAACUGAUGACAUGCGUACUUUCAGUUCAGUGGAUCGUCCAUGUACUGAUCUGUCUGAUGGUUGGUGUAAUGUGGGUAACAAGGAUAAUGUUGCUGGUAAUGUUCAAUUGACAGUUGCUUAUCACGAAGGAGAAGUUGUGUAUGCAUAUCGUGGUGAUCGUACUUCUGAAGUGGGAAAGUCAUGGCGUGGAGCAAUACUCAACAAUCCAGUCAAACUUACAGAUCAUUGCGAUCAAGGAAAUGGGAUUCCUCCAGAGCCAAACAUUGUUGCAGGUGGAAUACUGGGAUUGACAUUUGAUAAAUGGAAGCCUGGCCUAUACAACCAAAACUGUGAAACAGACCAAUACAAGAGUAAGAGAGACUGUCGCUGGGAGAAUUGUUACUUACCUUCAUCUAUCUCAUCUAAGAAAGAGCAUGUGCAAAUGACAGUUGCCGUAUUUCUUUGUUGACUUUGCACACAGCACAGUGCAUGUUGAUCUUGUUUGCAUUGUAUGAAAUGUAACAUCUAGUACCGUGAAACUUGGGCUUUCUUGUCAGUACUUCACAGCAU